AUGAAGGUCGUAAUUGUAGCUGCGGUUUUGGUGGCGUGUAGAAGCGCAGCUGGUAUAGUGCCAGUUGCACCGUACGCAGCGGCGCCCCUUCCUUAUGCACGACCCUACGGCAUCGCAGCCCCGCUGGCAGUGGCCAGGCCAGCGUUGGCAGCACCGUAUGCCGUAGCCCCGGCUUAUGCUAAAGUAGCUGCGCCUGUCGAAGAAUACGACCCGAAUCCUCAGUAUUCUUAUGCCUAUGAUAUUCAAGAUGCUCUAACUGGUGAUUCAAAGAGUCAGCAGGAGAGCCGUUCCGGCGAUGUGGUACAGGGUUCCUACUCCCUGGUGGAGCCGGACGGUACGAGGCGCGUGGUUGAAUACACAGCCGAUCCUCAUAACGGAUUCAACGCAGUCGUCCACAAAGAGCCUAUUGGAGGCGUCGUUAAGGCAGUGGCUGCUCCCGCUUAUAUUCAUUAA
Molecule: messenger RNA, 453 nt
Organism: Diatraea saccharalis (sugarcane borer)
Lineage: Eukaryota; Metazoa; Arthropoda; Insecta; Lepidoptera; Crambidae
Source: the annotation of a GenBank genome assembly